Molecule: messenger RNA, 1239 nt
Organism: Linum tenue
Lineage: Eukaryota; Viridiplantae; Streptophyta; Magnoliopsida; Malpighiales; Linaceae
Source: the annotation of a GenBank genome assembly
UUGCUCCGAUCGGCCUACGGAUUGAGCAACGUGGACGAGGCGAUGCAGCAGGAGCCCAAUCCUCUGGUGGGUCUGGGUUUCGCGGCGGAUUGCGAAUCGAGAAAGAUGAAUGAGGGCAUAGAGGCGAUCUUUAUUCUCCGGAAUAUGGGUUCCUUCGCCUUUCUUAGUCGACAGAAUAUAGAUGGCAAAGCAAAAGAAACGCCUCCGUUCUCAAAGCCAGAGGGAAGAAUCUGCACCUCGUUCACCAGUGCAGAGCAACUCUCCUUCUCCGCCUCUUGUUUCAGAGAAUCGGGAAGAAGGACAAGGUGGCAGGAACACCAAUCCGCCUGUUCCUAUCACUGGAACUCCGAGAAUGGAGCAAAGGUCCCUGUUACUGGAUUGGAAGGAGAAACAGAGAAGGUUGAUUCGUCUGCUCAACAUUCAGCUGCGGACCUGUCAUCAGAGGGUGGAAUUUCGAAUGGGAAGGAAAAAAAAAAGAAAAGGAAGAGAACCAGGAAAGGGUGUAAAGCCUGGACAAACCUGUCCCUGGAAUUUCACGAUAACAGGAUAAUUACCACUCAAGCACCCCGUGAAAUUUCAGCUAUCUUCAAAAGGAGCAUCAAUGGGCCUUGGAUUACGUUCUCAGAGUAUCUUGCAUCAGAAAUCGAGACUAUAAAACAAACUGGAAAAGAACCUGAUCCGAUCGAGAUGUUUAGACGUUUCCAUGUGAAGAAGGACAAGAACUGGGUUUCGUCAAAAGCAAAAACCCUGCAUGAUGGAAUGAUACAAGCAGAGGGUGAAAAGGUAUCCCAAGGGGAAGAACCAAACAUAUUUGCCGUCUAUCAAGAAGUGAUCGGACCACAACGCCCAAAGCGUGUUCUAGGGAUGGGCCAUGGGAGACUUGGAGUGCGGCUGCCCAAGUCAUUCGACAUGGAUCUCAAUAGUGAAGCAAAUGGGGAACAAGGCCGACUUGGGAAAACUCAGGGUAACGAUGUGUCCGACGACGAGUCCGAUGAGGAGACUGUCGAGGAGACUACUGCUGAUGCAUGAAUUUCUUUUUAAUGCUAUCGUAGGAUCCUAAGUAUCGCUUGACUUUGGGAUAUUUUGUGUCAUUUUCGAAGGAUAUUUUGCCUUUUGAAGUUUGGAUGUUUGGUCGUAGCUGAGGCUACUUGUUAGACAGUUUGAAAGUUAAUUUUGGAAUAUGCAUAACUUUGUUUGGAUGAUUUGUUUGUGUUAUCAUCACUAGAAGUGUAAUGGCGU